This is a messenger RNA of Spodoptera littoralis (African cotton leafworm), 226 nucleotides long. Lineage: Eukaryota; Metazoa; Arthropoda; Insecta; Lepidoptera; Noctuidae. The record is from the annotation of a GenBank genome assembly.
AUGGUAAGCAAUCGGCGUCGCCCAUGGACACCCGGAACACCAGAAGCGUUACAAGUGCGUUACCGGCCGUUUGGAGAUUAGGAAUUUGAGGAUUGUUGGCGAUUUAGGGAUUGGAGAAAUUGGUAGAGGGGAGGGGGUAAUGAGGCAUCCAGUGAUGAUGAAUGAUGACUGAGAUCUGAAUCUAAACAUAUUAUAAAGAAGAUUUUAAGUGUGGGAGAGCCAUGCU